This is a messenger RNA of Diaporthe citri, 285 nucleotides long. RefSeq lists its product as uncharacterized. Lineage: Eukaryota; Fungi; Ascomycota; Sordariomycetes; Diaporthales; Diaporthaceae. The record is from RefSeq and is a predicted model, not a curated record. Bases 1 to 285 code for a protein of 94 amino acids. The transcript has 3 exons.
AUGACAAGGGGAAGGGAGACCCAUAACGAAAGGCGUUCGCCAUAUGUCGAGCCGUGGGCGAACAUUCCCCUCAGGGUACAUCGUAAAGACGAGGGCCCAGAAAUCCUGGACCAUGACGCGGUCGAAGAUGCCGUGACGUUUGCGGAAGAUCCCCAGGAUAUCCGCACGCUCGAGCUCUUGGUCCAGGAGCUCCAGCAGAAUACUACCAAUCACAAUCUCGUCCAACAGCAGGUCUUCCAGCAGCAUACGGCUCAGAAGCAGAUGACCCAGAAGCAUCGGACAUAG